GCUGUUUAUUCGUACGUUUACCGAUGUAGAUAAAUUGAAACAUUAACAAAUGAAAACAAAUUGAAUAAAGUUGCGUAUAAUGAAGUUCGCUUACAGGUUUUCCAAUUUGCUCGGAGCAGUUUAUCGUCAGGGAAACUUGAAUUUCUCCAAAGAUGGCAACGCCGUGAUCAGCCCUGUAGGAAACAGGAUCUCUGUCUUCGACUUGAAGAACAACACGUCAGAGACAUUACCCGUAUCUACCACAAAGAAUAUAACGUGUGUGGGUCUCUCUCCUAACGGGAACUUGGCGAUUGUGGUGGACGAAGAUGGAGCAGCGCUGCUGGUCAGUCUCAUCACUCGAGCCGUCCUUCAUCAUUUUCACUUUCACAAACCGGUCAGCAGUAUCUGCUUCUCACCUGACGGCAGGAAGUUUAUUGUGACGAAGGAGAAUGUAGCGCUGAUGUACCACGCUCCUGGAAAGCAGCGGGAGUUUAACGCCUUUGUUUUGGACAAGAGCUACUACGGUCCGUACGAUGAAACGACCUGCGUCGACUGGACAGACGACUCCAGGUGUUUUGUCGUGGGAAGUAAAGACAUGUCGACGUGGGUGUUUGGUGCCGAGCGCUGGGCUAAUCUGAUCUACUACUCCCUGGGUGGACACAAGGACGUCAUUGUGGGCUGCUUCUUUGAGAAGGACAGUCUAGAUCUGUACACGGUGAGCCAGGACGGGACGUUGUGCGUCUGGGAGAGCGACACGGAGCUGGACGGCCUCGUCCUGAAAAAGGACCUGGACAAACCCAAGUUCCAAGAGGAGGAGGAAGAAGAGGAGGAGGAGGACAGGGUGGAGGGAGAGGAAGGGGAGGUGAUCAGAGGGAAAGUAGAAACUCCAAAAAGCAAAACCAAGACCAAGAAUGUUCGAUACAAGCAAGCGAGCAAACAUUUCUUCAACAAGGAGGGCGACUUUAACAACCUGACUGCUGCUGCCUUUCAUAAACAGACUCACAUCCUGGUCACGGCGUUCGCCUCCGGGAUCUUCCACCUCCACGAACUGCCAGAGUUUAACCUGAUUCACUCUCUGAGUAUUUCAGACCAGAGGAUCUCCUCGGUGGCCUUCAACGGCUCUGGAGACUGGAUUGCAUUCGGAUGCUCGCGAAUGGGUCAGCUGCUGGUGUGGGAGUGGCAGAGUGAAUCAUACGUCUUCAAGCAGCAAGGACACUUCAACAACAUGGCUGCCCUGGCUUAUUCACCGGACGGGCAGUACAUCGUGACAGGAGGGGAUGAUGGGAAGGUCAAAGUGUGGAACACCAACAGCAGCCUCUGCUUCGUGACGUUCACCGAGCACACCAGCAGCAUCACCAAUGUCGCCUUCACCUCCAGCGGCUUCGUCAUCGUCAGCGCCUCCCUGGACGGGACGGUCAGAGCGUUCGAUCUGCACAGGUACCGGAACUUCAGGACGUUCACGUCUCCUCGGCCCGCGCAGUUCUCCUCCCUGGCUGUAGAUGUCAGUGGAGAGCUGGUGAGCGCCGGAACUCAGGACUCCUUUGAGAUCUUCCUGUGGUCCAUGCAGACCGGCAGACUGCUAGAGGUCCUGGGAGGCCACGAGGGUCCGGUCAGCUCCCUGUGCUUCAGUCCUGUUAAGUCCAUUCUGGCCAGCGCUUCAUGGGACCGGACCGUCCAGCUGUGGGACAUGUUGGACAGCUGGCAUGCCAAAGAGACACUUCACCUCACGUCUGAUGGUUUGUGUGUGACGUACCGCCCUGACGGUCAGGAGUUAGCCGUGGCCACUCUUAACGGAGAGCUCUCCUUCUGGAACCCUCACACGGCCGCACAAACGGGCUCGGUGGCCGGACGCCACGACCUGGAGACGGGCCGCAAAGACACGGACAAAAUCACCGCCAAGCAGUCGGCCAAGGGCAAAUCUUUUACGUCGCUGUGCUACUCCGCGGACGGGGAGUCUGUUUUGGCGGGAGGGCAGUCCAAGUUUGUCUGCAUCUAUAACGUCAAGGAGCAGAUGCUCACGAAGAAGUUUGAAAUCUCCUGCAACCUUUCGUUUGAUGCCAUGGAGGAGUUCCUGGACCGAAGAAAGAUGACGGAGUUUGGGAGUUUGGCUCUGGUGGACGAAGGCGCCGGAGACGGAGACGAGGUCAACAUCAGCCUGCCGGGAGUCAGGACAGGUGACAUGAGUUCCCGUCACUUCAAGCCUGAGAUCAAAGUCAGCUCGCUCAGGUUCUCUCCGACUGGUCGUAGCUGGGCUGCCACCACCACUGAGGGCCUGCUGAUCUACUCCCUCGACGGCUCUAUGGUCUUCGACCCGUACGAUCUGGACCUGGACGUGACGCCGGCUAGCAUCCGCAAGCAGCUGCGCCUCAAGGACUGGGCGUCGGCCAUCGUGCUGGCGUUCAGACUCAACGAAAACGCUCUGAAACAGGAAGUCCUGGAAACCGUGCCUCACAAUCAGAUCCCGGUAGUUUGCGGGUCUCUGCCCGACAUUUACGUGGAAAAGCUGCUGGGCUUCGUGGCGGCGUGCUUGGAGAAGUCUGGUCACCUGCAGUUCUACAUGACCUGGGCUCAGAACUUGCUCAUGCUGCACGGGCAGGAGCUGAAGAGAAGGUCCGGGUCCAUCCUGCCUACCCUGCAGGCGCUGCAGAAGAGCAUCCAGAGACACUUUGACAAUCUGUCCAAACUCUGUGACUUCAACAUGUACAACAUCCGCUACGCCGCGGCGCUCGCGAAGCAGAGAGGCGUGAAGAGGUCUGCUGAGGAGGAGGAGGAGGAUGAAGGGUUGUCUGAGGAGAUGAGCGAGGCUUCUUUGGACGACGCAGACAUGAUCCUGUAGUCCUGAAGACAUCGAACAGUGUUUUUUUUAUAUAUAUAUUAAAGUUCUAGUCUGAUUUUUUUAAAAUAAAUGUAUUUGUAA
Molecule: messenger RNA, 2896 nt
Organism: Nematolebias whitei (Rio pearlfish)
Lineage: Eukaryota; Metazoa; Chordata; Actinopteri; Cyprinodontiformes; Rivulidae
Gene: pwp2h
Product: PWP2 small subunit processome component
Exons: 21
Coding region: 80-2815 (911 amino acids)
Biological process (GO): maturation of SSU-rRNA from tricistronic rRNA transcript (SSU-rRNA, 5.8S rRNA, LSU-rRNA); ribosomal small subunit assembly
Cellular component (GO): Pwp2p-containing subcomplex of 90S preribosome; small-subunit processome
Molecular function (GO): protein binding
Source: RefSeq, a predicted model, not a curated record